AUGAGUUCUGAUUUUUUUCUUGAUUAUGAACAUAAUUACAAUGGAGAGGAACAUCAUGGUAAAAAUAUAAUUUGCAAUUUAGAUGAAUCAAAUAAUUGGUAAUUUAGAGGACCAAUUCGAUUUACAUUCAAAAUUGACCCUCUAGAAGAAGGGGAUUACACAGUGAAACCACCAACAGUUGGAAGUUAAUAUAUAGAUAAUGCAAUUUCACAAUAAUCACAAUAGAUGAACAGUCCAAAAGUAGUCUAGUUUUCGCCACCAGACUCAAUAAUAGAGGAAAACCCUUUAUUUUCGACGCAGAAGCAAGAGCUAUAAAAGGAUACUAAAGAUUUCAAAGAUAGAACAAGAACAAGUACUACGCAAAAGGAAUUUAUGAAGAACUUUUUAAAAGCUGUUAUAGCAAAAAGUUAUUCUAAUCGUUUUAUUGAAAACAUGCUACAAAAGUCAUAUGUAAAGUAACCUUCUCAUUUUUCUCAAUUUUAAAAUUCUUUGAUGGAUGACCUGAGAUAUAUUUAUUAGCACAACAGAUCUUCACAACAUUGGUUGAGUACGAUUUGUAAACACUUAAGAUUUUUUCCAAUAUUGAAUUAAAGCAGCUAUUUGGUGAUUGGUUGGCAAAUCAUUCACAUUUUGACUAUAAUAAUAGUAUUUUUUUGGACUCCGUUUAACAUAUCUUUUGGUAUCACAUAUCAAUAAAUCGUUUUUGGUGGAGUAUCAGUUAAGAGUGUGGAAAAUUAUUUUCUAAUUACAAUAUUAUUUGAUAUAUUGAUAGUUAUAAAUACAUCCUAUAUAGAGAAAGGAGUAAUAAUAAAAUCAAGGAGAAAAAUAUUUACAAAUUAUUUGGCAGGACAAGCAGUUUAUGAUUUAGUAUUAGACGUGAUUUAUUUAGCUUUCAUUUUGUGCCCUUUUGAUUGCAAUAGAAUUUGAAAUUGAAACUUCAAGUGAAAAGUUGGGUUGGUAAUUGUGUCCUUAUUGUUUAUACUAUUGUUGUCGAUUGUUUAAAUUACAAGAACGAGUACGUAAAUUGGAAGAGUAAAUUGUAUAUGAGUGAUAUAGGUUUUUUAAUCUCAAUGCAUCCUAUUAAGAUUUUAUCGAAUUAAUUAAACUACUUUUUAUGGUCUUGUACGUAGGACAUCUAUUUGCUUGUUUAUGGCAUGGCGUUGCUUUUUAUUAAAAGGGUUAUCGAUAAACUUGGAUAGAUGUAUAUGUAAAUGAGCCUGAUAUGUUUUCAGUGUACAAUUACGCAUUCUAUUGGGCAGUACAAACUAUGAUCACUGUAGGAUAUGGCGAUAUAACGCCACAAAACAAUGCAGAAAGAAUGUGUGCAAAUAUUAGUAUGUUUUUAGCAUGUGGAGUCUUUGCUUUCUCAUUCAAUUCCAUCGGUUUAAUGCUAAGCAAUCUCAAUUCUAGAUAGGUCUUAUAUAAAAAAAGCAUCAAUCUAUUAAAUUAGUAUUUGGUUAAGAAUCAAAUUAAAAUUGAUCUACAAUCGCGUAUUAGAAACUACUAUGAUUACAUAUUUCAAGAGGAACAAGAAAUCAACGAUGAAGAGGUUUCUCAAAUUACGGCUAAGUUGUCAAGUAGCCUUUAAGAAGAACUUAAUUUCGAAAUUCGAUACAAUGUGAUGAAAACUAAUAAGGUCUUAACCAAGUUCUCCCAAAAGGUCUUGAAGCUAUUGUCCCUUCAAAUUGAAGAGGUUAGGUUUUCACCAGAGGAUCAAAUAUUAUAAUAAGGAAUUUGUGAUGAUGCUGCCUUGUAUAUAAUUACCAAGGGCAAUGUGUGUAUUUAAUUUCAAGAUGACAACAAAGGAAGCAACACAAGAGCCCUAUCAUACCUAACAAAGGGAUAAUCCUUUGGUGAGUAUUCGUUUUUCACAGGAAUGAAUAGAACUGCAUCUGCUAAAAGCUUAGGAUUUUCAAGAGCCUACAAAAUAUCCAGACAAUAAUUGCUUAUUGUAUUAGCUUAAUCUCCGCUUGACUUGGUAAACAGUAUAAUUUUAUCAAUAGGAAAGAUAUUGCGAAGUCAGAGAUAGCAUCCUACUCUCCAAUAAUUAUCAACCCUCUAAAUUAAGUUGUUAUUCUUGUAAAAAGUUCACACAUCUCAUCAAAGAUUGUCCAGUCUUACACUACGUAGCAGAUCAAGAACGAGUCUUAAAAAAAGAGUAUUUCCCAAUCUAUUAGGACAGAACUAGGAACUUUAGAAGGAAACACGAACGAAAAAGAUUUGAAACUCUGAAAGAAUGCAAAAAAACCAUGGUGUUAGUCAGGGAUUUCUAAACCAAAUAAGUUUUAGAUAAUGUAACAGUCAUGGAAGAUGAAUUGGAUGUAUCAUAUGAAGAUAAUGAAUUAGAUAUAUCUCCUCCAGAAUAUUGUACUAUAAUAUUUAACAUUUUUAGCAUCACUUACUAAAAGCUUGUCAAAGAUCUCUAGAUAACAAUCACAAAAUAGAAGUUAUUCAUAGGAUAAUCAUUUAUAACCUAUUUAAGAAAGUGAUAGUUCUAUGGAGAGUGCUAGUCCUAAUAAGCAGAGAGUCAAGUAAGUUAAAUAGACUCUAUAAACAGCUGGAUUUGGUGUUAGCGAAUCACUUCAUAAUAGACUUGUUUCUAUUUAAGAAGAAUAGCUAACAGACUCCAUUCAUGACAAACCAUCAUAAAAUGCUACUUAAUCUAAUCUAUAAAAAUUAGAGGACUAUAAAUUCUCAAUGAAAAAUGAUUCCCUUGGUCUCCCUAAUCUGGCUGAAAAUGCAAGGUCAUCUGGCAGGAAGAUCACAUUGGUUCGUAAAUAAAAAAAGGAGGAUUCAUACAAACCAUUUUCAUCUUAAACUUAAGUUGAUUCAAGGGAACGAGGUUAAUCAGCUCAAAAUUCAAAUAGGAAGCCUAAAUUAAAGGACAUUAGGGAAAUGUCAUAAGAAAUUGCAAUUAACCCAUCAGUAUAAUCAAUUGAAAAACGAGAUUAAUUAAGGAGAAAGACUACAAAAACAUAUAGGAGCAAAACUGCAAAAUCCCUCAAAACUAAAGUUUUAGAUAAUCACACUCAUACAUUGAAUUAAGAAUUUUCAAGUCCUAAUUACGAUGAAUAGCAUAUAUCCAUGGAAUUAGAGGGUUUUGAAGCAUUAAAGAAUUUUUAAUGUUAUUUUAGUUGGAAUAACCCAAAAGUGAUUGUUGCAAGAGCUAUGAGAACUUUAAAAAUGAACAUGGAUAAAAGGAAAAAUUUUGGGAACAUCUUUUCAUUAUACACAUUCAAUAACUUGGCCAUGAAUAAGGCUUUAAGAAUUAAGCGGAAAUUAAAGUUGAUGUAAACUAUAUUGUCUAUUUAUCUUAGUGAUGAUCCUCCUAUGUAAACAAAUGAUAUUAAAAAGGGACAUCCAUCAAAAUCCCCCAGAUAAUCUAGAAUAAGCAUUAAGAGAAAUACAGCAACAUAAGAUGUUUUUGGUUUUCAACCUAAAAAACAUAUGUUAGAGUCAUAAAUUUAAGUUUAAGGACAUGCAUUCAAUAAAAUUCAGCGAAAUGAAUUUGAACUUAAAUGA
Molecule: messenger RNA, 3522 nt
Organism: Paramecium octaurelia
Lineage: Eukaryota; Ciliophora; Oligohymenophorea; Peniculida; Parameciidae
Source: the annotation of a GenBank genome assembly